Messenger RNA from Thamnophis elegans (Western terrestrial garter snake), 2529 nucleotides. RefSeq names its product plasmolipin (gene PLLP). The record is from RefSeq and is a predicted model, not a curated record. Gene Ontology annotation, molecular function: structural constituent of myelin sheath. Gene Ontology annotation, cellular component: membrane. NCBI's taxonomy places the organism in Eukaryota, Metazoa, Chordata, Lepidosauria, Squamata, Natricidae. Gene Ontology annotation, biological process: myelination. The transcript has 4 exons. The coding region runs from base 160 to 702 and encodes 180 amino acids.
GCCACCAACGGCGGCAACAACAGCAACAGCGCUCCAACUCGCCCCGGCUGCGCUCCGGAGCCGCGUCCCCUUCUGCGCUCCCUCGAGCGCUCCUCGCCCUUCGCAGCUUCCAACCGGGCGCCGCGCCUUCUCCUCCUGCCCGGGGGCGCCGCCGGCGGGAUGAUGGAAUUCCCGGCCAAAGUCAGCACCCGCACCAGCACCCCCGCCGGGGAGCCGGCUUUCCACGCGCCCUCCUUGGAUCUGGACUUCGUCAGGUCCCCUUUCGGGAUCCUGAUGGUGGUGGAAAUCGUGCUGGGCUGCUUGGUGUGGGGCCUGAUUGCCGACACGUACUACCAACCCUACCCGUCCUACGGCUGGGUGAUGUUUGUAGCUAUCUUCUUCUGGAUGGUGACAGUCAUUCUUUUUGUGAUGUAUCUGUUUCAGCUUCAGUUGAAAUUCUACAUGAUCCCUUGGCCUAUUGUGCUUGUGGUGGUAAAUGUCUCAGCUGCUGUCAUGUAUGCAACAGCCUUCAUAACCAGCGCUGCAUCGGUUGAACCAUACUCCUGGCCCCAUUCCCCAGACUACAACAGAAGGGCCUCAGCAUCGUUCUUUGCCUGCCUGGUGAUGAUCGGCUACGGGAUCAGUUCCUGCUUCAGCAUCCGAGCCUGGAGGGGUUAUGGGAGCAAUGCGGCCACCAACCAGAGCAUCUCCAAUCAUGCUUAAAGAACUGUGUCUCCUUUUGAAUCAGCGGGCAGGGGGAGGGCAAGCUGGUGGGCAAAGGUGGCAGCUUUCCCAGCUUAUCUCCCUUCUCUGCCACCUGUACAUGGCCUGGCCUGGAAACGAUGUCCCGUCCCAGCUUCAGUAGGGGCUCUUCCGAUCACAGGGCUCACCCCUCCUCUCCCGUGCUCUUCACCGGCAUCCUCGACAGAGUGGCUAAGGCCCGGAUGAGAUAGGCAGCCUCAUGCUGGUUUUCAUGAUUCCUGGUUUGUUCCCUAACUCCAGAGCUAAACCUUUCAAUGUGCCUAAAAUGCUACUUUCAGUGAUUAACGUUUAUAUGUAUUGAUAUGUAUGGGGGCAGGUGUAUACAGAUGUAUGCAGUGGUGGGAUUCAACCGGUGGAACAACUGGUUCACUGAGCAUGCGCUCCGCACACACACACGCAUGCAAUGGCUUUGAAAACAGCUCAAAAACUUACCUCCUACUGCAGCCCCGGUGAGUAAACCAGCGCCUAUCAACUGGGCUUCAAACAAAGGAAAUAUAGGUCAGUAUAGCGAACUGGUUCACUCUCAGCUACCGGUUCGCCCGGCUGAAUCCCACUCCUAUGGCAUGUCUUAUAUGUGUGUUAUGUAGGUGUACACUUUUGACAGCAGGCAAGAGAAAUUCAUUUUUAAUGCGUGCCACUGGGCCAUAGUUAAAAAUAAUGACAAUAAUGGUUAUCAACUUAUUUUCCCCUUGGCAAAGAUGAUGUUAGCUGAGCAUUGCAGCUGAGCACUUGUGUUAGCCGAGCAUCAUAGUGGAAUGGAAGGGCACAAGAGAGCCUUUAACGCAGAGGUCUUCAAACUUGGCAACGUUAAGACUUGUGGACUUCAACUCCCAGAAUUCCCCAGCCAGCUGGCUAGGCAAUUCUGGGAGUGAAAAAGUACACAAGUCUUAAAAUUGCCACAGCUGGGACAUCCAUGCGCUACAGUUUCUAGGAAUUAAAAUCUACAAGUCUUUAAGCAGAGCUGGCUGGAGAAUUCUGGGAGUUGAAGUCCACAAAUCUUAAAAGUUGCCAAGUUUGAAGACCUCUGGGCCAAUGUCUCUUGGCUAAACAAUUGGGAUUACGAGUAUUGAUUGGGAUCUUGUCAAGAGCAAGGCUGGAAAUAAUGCCGACUCUCAUUUAAAUGGGCAUUCCUCAGGCCUGUUAUUGGCAUGCCUUCAUUGGCCUCUUCAGGAGUAUCCAUGUGGAGUGGCUGUUUUAACUUAAGCUAGAGUGGCUGUUCUCACUGUAAUGCAGGGGUUUCCAACCUUGGCAAUGUUCAGACUUGUGGACUUCAACUUCCAGAAUUCCCCCGACCGCUGGGUAGGGAAUUCUGGGAGGGAAAAGUGCACAAGUCUUAAAAUUGCCACAGUUGGGACAUUCCUGCACUAGUUUCUAGGAAUUAAAAUCUACAAGUCUUUAACAUUGCCAAGGUUGGACAUCCCUGCAUUACAGUUUCUGGGAGUUGAAAUCCAUAGCUCUUCAACCCUUGCCUUACAGACUUCUGGGAGUUGAAGUCCACAGGUCUUAAAGUUGCCAAGGCUGGAUACUCCCCUGCUGUAAUGUUUGCAGAGGAGUGCAGCAAAGAUGUGCAGAGCAAUCCAGAGAUUGCAUGUCUCUAGGGAUGCCAAGCAUUUCUCACCGCAACUAAGCAGACUGAAACCCAUAGGCUCAUUGCUUGCAGCUAAGCGCCUGUAAAUAAUGUUUAACUAUUAAUUGUUUUGUUUCGUAGCACAGUUGCAGAAAUGGCCCUGGCGUAUACACCCAACAAAUGUUUUAUUUCUAAAAAUAAAAACACCUGUUUUAAAUACA